GUGAGCACGUGAACGCAACACGGUCACAUAAGUAAAAGCUGUCAGCACAGAACUUAGUGACAGUGAAACUAAAACGUUAAUUUGUAUCAUUAUUUAUCAUGAAAUGGGGGUGGCGUAAACUUUCUGCAGCAAAAUUUAUUAGUGUAUUUCGAACAAACCAAAGUUUAGUAUACGGCACAGAACACACGACGUCAAGUUUCAGGAAUCUCGCUGAGCACAAAGAAAGACCUAAAAUAUCAGUGUCAUAUGGACAGCAGGAAACUUGGAGAAGCCAAUGAGGAAUGAAUCUCUUAAUUAGCACUAAGACCUCUACCAUUGUGGCCUUAAAAAAUCAGCACAAUGUUAUUUUGCCUGUGACUGGAUUCAGAACAUGGAAUCAGACUUUUCUCCUUCUGCUCAGUUAGCCACUGAAAUGUCCAAGAACCAGAGUUCUGCCUCUGACCUGGUUGAUGAGGUCUUUCCAGUAGUUGCAUUCAGUGGGGGGGCAGUAGAGACUCUGCACAGAGCUGAAGUGGAGGAUCUGGACUCAUUUAUCCUAAUUGAGCCUCCCCCAUUAGACUGGAAGUCUGACUCCUCCAGCGAGGUGGACUCUGGUGAGUUGAAUGACCCCAGCAUCCCUCCCAGUGAUGACCCUUUGGAAAAGGACAGCCAUGGUGAGCCAGCAAUUUCAUUUGCUGUAAACCAACAGAAACGGGUGGAAAAUAAUUCAGAACCUGUCCAGGAUACACAGGUGGAAGAGGAGGAGCCACAUGUGGAUGUUGAGGAAGGAAGAGCUGGGAAAGAGCAGGAAGUGGUGAUGUUUAAGAAAACAAACAAACAGCCUACUGAAGAAGAGGUUGUUAAGAAGAGAUCAAGAGAUGAAGACCGCACACACAUCCACACCCUGCUUGGCCAGCUCCAGCUGAUGCAGGAAAAGCCUCUUGUCACUUACCAGAUGCCACCACACCAUGCUGAGCAUCAGUACUCCAGUAUGUUUGAGGCAGAACCGCCUUCUUUAACAACAGACGACAGCACUGAAACCACAGGGCUGCUGUUCUCUGAAAGCCACCAGAGACACCUGCUGGGAAUGCUGCAGUGCACAGAAAUUAGCACACCAUCUGAUUCCACCUGCCUCCUCCAGAGAGGGGUUGUGGAUGCUGUAGGUUCAGUUUCCUACAGUCAGGCAGAUGCCCACAUGUUCUGGGGCCAUGAUAGGAAUGGUCAACAGCAGCGGCAUAAGGACAACUUAUUACCCUCCCUGCCCGAGGAGCAACCCUUGUGGGUGAAAAUGGAGAAAGAGGCUCCAGAGGAAGAAGCUGCAGCUGACAAUGAGCAGAGUGCUGAUCACCCUUCCUAUAAAGAUGUUCCUGGACCAUGUGACCCUGAAGACCUGUUAGAUGGAGUGAUAUUUGGUGCCAAGUACCUGGGCUCCACGCAGAUCAAAUCAGAGAAGAAUCCAUCAACAAAUGCUCGUAUGGCCCAAGCUCAGGAGGCUGUGGAUCGCAUUAAGGCUCCAGAUGGUGAGUCCCAGCCGAUGACUGAGGUGGAUCUGUUCAUCUCCACGCAGAGGAUCAAAGUGCUCACUGCUGACACUCAGGAAGCCAUGAUGGAUCAUUCACUCCAGAUGAUAUCUUACAUUGCUGACAUUGGUGACAUCGUGGUCCUGAUGGCAAGAAGGAAACAAAGUCAUAAAGGACAGGAAGGAGAGCCAUCAAACAGUCCCUCAUCCUCUGGGUCUCAGAAGAAGCUGUUGAUGAUAUGUCAUGUCUUCUCCUCUGAGGAUGCCCAGAUUAUAGCUCAGGCUAUUGGUCAGGCAUUUGCAGUGGCCUACCAGCAGUUCCUGCAGGUAAACGGCAUCAAGCCCAGCGAUUUGAAGCCUGGUGACUACAGUGACUACCUGGAAAACCAGGAACUCUACAAUGCAGACCUGGCUCACUUCUCAGACUCUCAGAAUAUUCGAGAUGUAAUCAUCACCAAGGCUUCUGGAGAGAUUUUAGGCCUGGCGGUGGUGGAGUCUGGUUGGGGCUCUAUCUUGCCCACCGUUGUUGUAGCAAAUCUCCUUCAUGGAGGCCCCGCUGAGCGCUGUGGUGAACUUAGCAUCGGUGACCGCAUCAUGUCAGUUAAUGGCACCAGCCUUGUGGGUCUGCCCAUCUCUACCUGCCAAAAUAUAAUCCGGGACUUGAAAAACCAAAAGUAUGUGAAGCUCAGCAUUGUCCACUGUCCUCCAGUCACCAUAGCAAUAAUCAAGAGACCAGAUCCCAAGUUUCAGCUUGGCUUCAGUGUGGAAGAUGGCAUUAUCUGCAGUCUGAUGCGGGGGGGUAUAGCAGAGAGAGGGGGAAUUCGCGUCGGGCACCGUAUCAUUGAAAUCAAUGGGCAGAGCGUGGUUGCAACGCCACAUGAGAAGAUUGUCCAAAUCCUGACCAACGCCAUCGGAGAGAUUCACUUGAAGACCAUGCCAGCCUCCACAUAUCGGCUUCUCACUGGACAAGAGCAGCCGGUGUUUCUUUAACUCUCCUUUUUCAUCUAGCACAAACCUACUGCACAGUAUUGAAGCUGCAU
This is a messenger RNA of Thalassophryne amazonica, 2538 nucleotides long. Its product is annotated as amyloid-beta A4 precursor protein-binding family A member 3. Gene Ontology annotation, cellular component: dendritic spine; plasma membrane; cytoplasm. The coding region runs from base 371 to 2488 and encodes 705 amino acids. The record is from RefSeq and is a predicted model, not a curated record. Lineage: Eukaryota; Metazoa; Chordata; Actinopteri; Batrachoidiformes; Batrachoididae. The transcript has 11 exons. Gene Ontology annotation, biological process: chemical synaptic transmission. Gene Ontology annotation, molecular function: amyloid-beta binding; protein binding.